Messenger RNA from Solanum stenotomum, 1270 nucleotides. RefSeq lists its product as uncharacterized. The coding region runs from base 107 to 1021 and encodes 304 amino acids. The transcript is spliced from 10 exons. Gene Ontology annotation, cellular component: membrane. Gene Ontology annotation, biological process: lipid metabolic process. NCBI's taxonomy places the organism in Eukaryota, Viridiplantae, Streptophyta, Magnoliopsida, Solanales, Solanaceae. Gene Ontology annotation, molecular function: oxidoreductase activity, acting on the CH-CH group of donors. The record is from RefSeq and is a predicted model, not a curated record.
AAUCUGAACCACACAGAUUUAACCGGCCAUGGCUUCAAUGAACAAAAGAGAAAUUAGUCAUUAGUUGGGUUGCCUUUGGAGCUUCCAAAGACGAACAGGGAAAGUUAUGGAUUCCCAUUUCUUGGGCCUCACUGCCAUUGUUACCUUGGGUUAUCAGUUAACAUUUUUCAUUAUCACAGCACUCUUCAGGUUUGAUAAAGUUACUGACUUUGCGGGAGGUACGAACUUCAUUAUACUUGCUAUUUUGACCUUGGUGCUAAAGGGUUCAUGGCACUUUCGACAGGUGGUUUUGUCAUUAUUUGUAGUUAUAUGGGGACUUCGAUUGGGGCUUUUCUUAUUAAUGAGGAUAUUACAAUGGGGGGAGGACAGACGUUUUGAUGACAAGCGUGACAAUCUUGGAAAACUGGCAAUAUUUUGGAUACUUCAGGCAAUGUGGGUAUGGACUGUUAGUUUACCAGUGACAGUUGUUAAUGCAAGUGACAAGCAGCCUUCUGUUCAGGCUCAAGACAUCAUUGGUUGGAUUAUGUGGAUUAUUGGGAUUUUGGUUGAGAUUACAGCUGACCAACAAAAAUUGGCAUUCAAAAACUCCCCGGAGAACAGAGGAAAAUGGUGCAGUGUUGGCCUUUGGAAAUAUUCUCGUCAUCCGAACUAUUUUGGUGAGAUUUUACUUUGGUGGGGAGUUUUCCUGGCUUCCACACCGGUGCUAGUUGGUGCUGAAUGGCUAGUUGUGUUUGGACCAGUAUUCAUAACCUUGCUGCUCCUUUUUGUUAGUGGCAUACCCUUGCUUGAGGCAUCAGGAGACAAGAAAUUUGGAAAUGUUGCUGCAUACAGAUCAUACAAGAGAAAAACUAGCCCUCUUAUUCUGCUGCCUCCUGGAUUGUAUGGGAGUCUUCCUCAAUGGUUCAAAACCAUACUCCUUUUUGAGUUUCCUUUGUACAGUCGCAAUCUUCCUCAAGAAGAGUUAAGCUGGAUUAGACAAAACCAACAAGGAAGCAGUAGAACAGACCCGAAGAUGAGUUGACAGCUUAAUUUUUGGGAUUCCAUACUAGUCCAAGUAAUUGCCAGCUGCUCGCUGCAUAGACUUGCUUUGCUUAAUUAUUCCCACAUCUUCCUUUGGCUGCUCAAAAGCCUAUUUAACAUCUCCCUUCUCUGUUUCAAUAGUGUAAUCUUUUUAAUAAACUCCAUCUAUUUGGUUGUUUUGGGCAGUGUUUUCAAACUUCUUUUGCUUUGUUCUGCAAUUGUAUCUUGGAUCAAAUCUUGCAUUCACAUA